AUGGGUGCAACUACAACAGAAAUUCUCUACGCGUUGACAGUAGCCACCGCUUCAACUAGACCAGCACCUGAAGAUGCUGCCCAAAAGAGUCAUCAUGGUAAAUCGGGAUUUAGAAAUCCCUGGGACUCAUGGCGAGAUGUCGGGCUUAAAAAUGUUGCAGAGGUUAUGAAGCGUCGCUUCAAUGGAAAAGGCAAUAUUCCCGAUACCAGUGGUCCCACGGUUCCUGUUCGCAAACCCGAAUUCCUUCCUACCCGCGAAACUCCCCAAUUACGAGCAACUUGGCUGGGCCAUGCUGCAUACUAUGUUGAAUUUCCCGGCGGCCUACGCGUCCUCUUCGACCCGGUUCUCGAGGAACACUGUGGACCAUACAACUUACUAGGACCCAAACGCUUUACAGACGCGCCAUGUCAACCAAAAGAUUUCCCGUUUAUCGAUGCUGUUUUCAUUUCUCACAACCACUACGAUCACCUGUCCUACCAUACCGUUAGCGCAAUUGCCAAGUUACAUCCCAACUGCCAUUUCUUCGUCCCGCUUGGGAAUAAAUCCUGGUUUGAAAAAUGUGGAUUUCACAAGGUUACCGAAUUGGACUGGUGGGAGGAGCGCGAUAUCACAUUAUCACCGUCAACCCAGACGGAAGCGAAGGUUGAGGCCGUGGGUGAAGGAGAUAUGAAGAGCGCGGAUAUUACAGCCCGCAUUGGCUCUUUACCUUGUCAGCAUGUCAGCGCGCGGGGUAUUCAUGACCGAAAUAAAACAUUGUGGUGCUCGUGGGCACUCGAAUCGGGAGGGAAGAAAGUAUACUUCGCAGGAGACACCGGAUACCGUCCAGUUACUGAAGUCCCCGAAGGAGAGGAUGACCAUGAUCCCAAAUAUGAUUUCCCUGUUUGCCCUGCUUUCAAGCAGGUGGGCGAGUUCCGGGGUCCCUUCGACCUUGGAUUGAUCCCAAUUGGUGCAUACGCCCCUCGUCAUGUAUGGAGUCCUGUUCAUGGUGACCCUCACGAUGCUGUCUCGAUGUUUCAAGAUACUAAAUGCAAGAAUGCAUUGGGAAUUCACUGGGGCACUUGGGUUCUGACCGAGGAAGAUGUACUUGAGCCCCCAGAGAAGUUGAAGACCGCUCUGAAGAAGUUUGGCCUUCCUGAAACAGGAGUUUUUGAUGUGGUCGAGAUUGGAGAAAGCCGGGUAUACUAA
Molecule: messenger RNA, 1185 nt
Organism: Penicillium malachiteum
Lineage: Eukaryota; Fungi; Ascomycota; Eurotiomycetes; Eurotiales; Aspergillaceae
Exons: 4
Coding region: 1-1185 (394 amino acids)
Biological process (GO): N-acylethanolamine metabolic process; N-acylphosphatidylethanolamine metabolic process
Cellular component (GO): cytoplasm; membrane-bounded organelle
Molecular function (GO): N-acylphosphatidylethanolamine-specific phospholipase D activity; zinc ion binding
Source: RefSeq, a predicted model, not a curated record